Porites evermanni is the source of this 16200-nucleotide messenger RNA. The record is from the annotation of a GenBank genome assembly. NCBI's taxonomy places the organism in Eukaryota, Metazoa, Cnidaria, Anthozoa, Scleractinia, Poritidae.
AUGGGAAACUCGACCUGGUUUUUUGCUGUUCUUCUGUUAUCAUUUCCAAUACUUUCAUGUUCUUACUGGUGGUAAGUUUAAACUUCUAACUGAAUAUAAGAAUUUUCACGAGUUCCACCGGAAAUUUGUUCUCAAAAUAAUGCAAGAAGUGUUAAAAGUAAGACAUAAGUGGAAAGUCUUCAUGACUACAUAUAAUUUGUUUCUGUUAUGCAUGUAUUAGGUUUAUGUCUCAACUGUACGAUCUUGAUGCUCAAGUUAUGUGCAACAGAGCUGGUUUAGUUAAAGACCAAAAACGAUUUUGCGAAGAAUAUCCUGAUAUUGCGAUCAGUAUCGGGAAAGGUGCGAGACUUGGUGUGCAAGAGUGUCAGAAACAGUUAAAGGAAGAGUUAUGGAAUUGUUCAAUAGUUGCUCGGGAUGUCAGCAUUUUCGGAAAAGUUCUGCGAAAAGGUAAAAGAAUCAGUUAUAGUGGGGUGUACCACGCGUAUGGAAAAGCCAAAUAAAAGAAAAUUUGUCAGAUAAACUGUUACAGCAUGAAAAAAUGUAUGUACUUUAAAAGAGAAAAUUACAAGAAGGUAUAUAACAUGUUAUAAAACAAAUGAUGGUUAAAAAUGUCUUAGUCAUUUCUAAGGACCUCUCUGAGCGUUUAGCCCGCUCCUUAAGGCCCAGGUGCUUGAAAGGCCAGUUAGCGCAACUUACCUUCCAAAAGAUUGUUUUUAGUAUCAUACAUUCUGUGCCGGUUAUCAUAACCUUAUCUUAGAGUAAAGGCUCAAAAAUAUUUUAUAAGCUCCAAUUGUAUGUUCUAGACGAAAAAAAUUUGCUUAUAAAAUUUGGGUUAAACCCAGGAUUAAACUUCACGAUGGAACCGCGGGCCCUGUUCGACUGGUGAAUUUUUCUUCGAAUUUUAAUACGUCGUAAUUUUUCUUGCAAAUUGUGUCUCAACUAAAUCACAAGAAAAGAUUGAAAAAAAACUUGUUCAGUGUUACAGCCUUUAUCCGUAUAUUGUUGUUUUUCUUUCCGUUAUUUUUGCUGAUUCAGUUCUGACAUUGGAAUGAUGUGGCUUUGUUUCAGCAUCUCGAGAGACCGCCUUUAUUUAUGCCAUAACCUCUUCCGGGGUUGUUCACAAAAUAACGAAAGCUUGUGCUCGUGGUGUGCUGAGAAAUUGUGCUUGCAAUAAUACUCAGCUAGCUGAAGGAACAUAUGAUAGUCGAGGAUUCGAGUGGGGUGGAAGUAAUGACAACAUUGAAUAUGGUUUGAAAUACGCCAGUGAGUUUAUAGAUUCUCGAGAAAAGGAACAAGACGUAAGAGCAAAGGUUAACCUUCACAACAACUUUGUGGGACGACAGGUAAGGAUACAUCGUCUGAAUGGUAUACUGUUUUUUUUUUUCUCGCAAGAACUGGGUUAAGUUGACUUGUCUCAAUGGCAUCCGAUGUUAUCUUUAAAAACCGCUGACUUCAUUUAUUUAGUUGAGUAAAAUGUUUCUUAAUUGUUUUUGUGUCAAGAACUUUCUCGUUCCAAAGACACACAUGAAAUAAGGGGGUUCUGUGACGCCUCGCUUCAGCUCGGCAUCACAGAACGUUUUUCAUGUAUACGAGGUACCCAACACUCGGACUCAAACGCAAAUGAAAUACGCAAAUGCGUGAAGUUGUUGCAUUAUAACUACAUUCCAUACAACACCUGGCAACAGGCACAUUCCUGAAAAAACCUAACAACCAGCAACUUAGAAAACUGUUUUACAACUUAGGUUGAGAGUCGUCAGUUGUUAGGGUUUUUCAAGAAUGUAAUAUUGUUUUACAUGUGAAAUUCGAUUGUUUCAUCAUUUACGUUUCAGCAGAGCUCGUGAUAUUCCAUUGUUUUUAAAUUUACCUAACAACCGAACACUCGAAGGAAAAAGCCCGCCGCUUAAAAUUGCCUUUGAUAAUGUAUACUUAAUGGUCGCUGGGUAGAACUAUAUGGCAUAAUAUGGCAGGCCUUCGCGUUCAAAAGUCGAUAUCAUGAUAUCAUUCCUGAUAUCGUGAUAUCAGACCAUGAGAUCAUGAUAUCAUUGCCCCCGCAUCCUAGUAGCUUGCGCGUGUAUAAAGGAAAGUACUUACAGUUGACAUACGCAGUUAGUAUACCAAAAGAAAGCUCGAUCUGCUUGAACAGGGGCCGCGAGGAAUCGUGGGUAAUAAUGACGUUUCUAUUGUUUAGGAUGACGUAAAACAGAAAAUCCCCAAAGGGACCCCUUGGGUUGAUUUUGUGACAGUCGUUGCAAAGUCAUGCCGUAAAAUUCCGAAAAUAAGCCCCUCCAAAUAUAAGCCCCCCAAACUCGUGACGCAAAAAACCCUCCGUUACAUCGCCCCUCCGAAUAUAAGCCCCCUGGGGGGCUUUUACUUAGAAAUUGCCCUCAAAUACAAAGUAGAACAAAGCAAAAACUCAGUUUAAAUUUCCUUCCAACUAUAAGCUAGCCCAAUCGAUUUUGAAACGCAAAUUUCCCUCCGUACCUAAGCCCCUCCUAACACAAGCCCCUCAAAAAGGGCCUUUGAAAAAAUAUAAGCCUCGGGGCUUAUUUUCGGAAUUCUACGGUAGUUCGAUACUCUUAUGCGUUACGUGUGUGUUCACUGACAUUCUGUGGAGCAGCUAAUUUGAAAGUAUUAAAGCAAAACUGAAAUUCUCGUUUUACUCUCUCAAACAAGCAUCAAAAACUCAAAGACCACGAAAGAGAAAAUUUCUUGUUUGACCUAAAUUAUGGACACAAAGUUGAUAAGUGCGGACGUACAGUAACUUAUAAGUGGCGCAUGACAUAACUGUGUACAAGCGCUUGGAGAAUUUGCCAGACACAAGUUUAUCAUUCACAUUUCUUUGAUUGGAAACGAUUUAAAUUUUUCAGACACAAAUCUCUUUGAGGCCGUGAAUGUAAUUUACAGCUAAUCUUAGCUAAACAGAAAGAGUACGUUUAUGACUGUCCUGGCACCCCCACCUUAAUAUUAAACUACUGAAGAGAAACUUUGUUUAGUCAGUCUGUUUUUGCCUUAGUCGUUGCUUUUUGUUUCCUGUAGGCUGUAAAGAGCCAUAUGAGGCUGGUCUGCAAAUGUCAUGGAUUUUCAGGUUCGUGUUCACAUAGAACGUGCCUUAGAACCUUGGGACCGUUUGGUGCUGUAGGCGGGUAUCUUCACGACAAAUAUUACAACGCUACCAAAGUAACAGUCCAUCAGGACAAAAACCAGCUCGUUGUGGCCGAUAGAAAAAAUCGAGAACAGACCUUGAAAGAUGAUCUUUGGUUCUUGGUAGAGUCCCCAGAUUAUUGCGUGCCCAACAACAGCACCGGAUCGCUGGGCACCACGGGAAGACGUUGCCACAAGAACGUCUCGGAACCUGGGAAUUGCAGGAUUUUGUGUUGUGGGCGUGGCUAUAAUACCCUUCAAGUCCAGCAAAAGUAUGAAUGUUCAUGCAAGUUUCAUUGGUGUUGCCGAGUAAACUGCAACACCUGCGGUGGAAUAGUUGAUAGACACGUUUGCCGGUGAUUUGAGCGCAGCUUUACAAAAGGUUGUAAUCUAAACAGGCUUGCAUAGUCCUUAGGCCUUAAUAGUAGUCCCUAGGCCUUAAUUUAAAGGGCGACCUAUCAAUUUGUUUGGGUUACGCGCUUUGAGCUAACACGACGAGCUAAGGCGCCGGAAAAAAAUUUAGGCUAAUAACCGUAGCAGAGAUGUAAUAUAGGUAGUAUAAGAACUUAGUUUGCACCUACAGUUGAAAGUUAGAACGAGCGAGGUGUCGCUUAUAUUAUUUGCGGUUAGGAAUUUUCCGGCCCAUUGAAAAGAGAAAAUAUUUUUUUUAACGUAAUUCCAGAAACGUUAUUUGCGUGAUGUGGCACUUCUUUUCAAAAAUAAAUAAAUAAAUAAAUAAAUAAAUAAAUAUUAAAGAUGAAACAACAACAACAUGAUAUUAAUUUGAGGAGGACUCGGAAAAAAAAAUCCGAGUCCCAGAUGGAAUUUGAACCCACGACCCUCCGUGAUCUAGUCGGAUGCUCUAACCACUUGAGCUACUGGAGACUCUAUGGUGAGCAAGGGCCAAUUUGUGGGUCUCGACUGGAACCGCAUCACGCGGCUACACAGCCAAGUAAUGAUAGGCACACAAGAAGUGAAGAACUCACUAACAGAAAGUGCCUAUCAUUACUUGGCUGUGUAGCCGCGUGAUGCGGUUCCAGUCGAGACCCACAAACUGGCCCUUGCUCACCAUAGAGUCUCCAGUAGCUCAAGUGGUUAGAGCAUCCGACUAGAUCACGGAGGGUCGUGGGUUCAAAUCCCAUCUGGGACUCGGAUUUUUUUUCCGAGUCCUCCUCAAAAUAAAUAAAUAAAUAAAUAAAUAUAUAAAUAAACGGAGAUUACUGUACGCUGCACUAUUAAAGAUAAAAAAAGUUGAGGCAACUAGUCUUCUUCGUAAGUUGAAUUCACUGCAAAAGAAAAAAAGUUAAGUUAGCCACGAGCGGUCUAGACUGAGAGCAGUCUCUCUUUUUUCUUAGUCCGUCGAGCGAAACGUGCGAGAGACGAAAAUGACCACACGCGAGACUGAAGGCGCUAAGCGGGAGAGGCGCGAAAAAAGCCGUCCUCGUUUCAAGCGUCUCGCGGCUUUGCCUCUCGACGCUCGCGUGCGCGUGCACUCCCCUCUAUAAAUACGGAGAAAAAGAGAGACUGCUCGCAGUCUACGAGAGGUCUAAAUUUCUUCCUCCCCUCAAUUAUGAAGCCAGGAUGAAAUAUCGAAUAAUAUUUGGAGCCGAUAACUAAUCGCUCCCUGAUUAAAUACAUAAUACUUUAAAAAAUGCUUAAGCUUGCUGAGUUUGCGCUUGGGGAUGUGAAUAUUCUGCCCACAGAAAGCAACAGCUUAGAUAAGAGGUGACUACUCAGGUAAACUAGUAAUAAUUGCAAACUAGGGGAGUGUGUUCGGUAGGGAGGGGUGGUAAGGCAACGAGGAGGGGGAGGGGGAGGGGGAGUGAGAGGAGAAGGUAAGGGUGUAUAAGGAGUGAUAAGUAUGAUGUUAUAUCCUGGUUGUGAUAUUCAUUUGAUUUUUUACGUCUGGUUUUGAUCCAAAAACUACAAUCAAAACUCUAUAAUACUAACUCUAAACUCCAGACGUAAAAUAGAAAUAGAUCGCAGAGGUCAAUAGUCAAAAGUUGGCCUUCUUCAAUAUGGUCUCAGUAACUGAAAUCAGUGUUAUUCUCCCAUAUUGUUUGCUCUCCCACUUUGGAAUGCAUUGCCUCUUCAUUUUGCCUCAUAAAUACCAAAGCGUCCUUUAUAUUUCAUAUAUAUUUGGCUAAACCCUUGAGUAAACAAUAGGAUCGCAUCCACGAAAGCAAAAUUGUACAGUGUGCCGGAUACGUUGUUAAAAACCUAGAUAUGUGAUUAUCUUAAAAUGGAACUGUUCCUAUAAAAAAAAAAUACGGACAACGAAGCUCAGUUGUGAGGGAAAAGAGAUAAACAAUCCUCUCCUGUAAGCAAAAACUUGUCAAUGUUUCAUCUGUAGUAAACAAGCGAGGCACAAAAUAGAUACCAGUUCCCGGUGGAGAUAAAGCAUGAGAUCGAGGCUACAUGCGGCAGCCAGCCAGUUCCUCGGAGACCCAAGGACGGUCAGUCGGGCCGGGAGAAAAAGCGCGACGAACGUUUUCACAGCACAGGCGGAAAAGCCCCUGGGUACCAACUCUAACCGGACCAUUUCCAAACGGUCAAGCGAAUGCUAGGUCCUGAUUGGGCACAAAAAAGUUCCUUUCUAUUAUUGUGCCCUAUCGUCGAACAGCAUCUCCUGAGUUCUUUUCGUGAGUUCGUUCACGACGGCUAAUGACUCGAUCACGGCUUGUCUGGCUCAUGCACCAAAGAAAUUCAGCAGUCAGGAAAGUUUCAGUUUGAUAUAAACUCUCCAUUUCAAAUAGACUGCAAAACAGUCCUUAUUUUUGCGUAUUCAAAAGGUCUGGAACGAGGAUGAAAACGGAGAGUGAGACUGGGGAGAGACACUAAAAACGUCCCCAGCGGCGAAGAGCGAGGAGAAACGGGUGUUUUCGCAGGCUACAUAAAAACCCGCUGAAAUAACUAACUUUCAAUCUUAACUUUUUGGUUGAAGUGACAUAAAGGUCAACUUCAAAGGCCUAUAAAAAUCCUAGUAUCUAAAUUUACGUCUCAUAUUGUACAUCAGGUGAAAGCUUCAACUGUCGUUUUUGGCCCCAAAAAAUUAGCAUAAUGAAGCAGGCAGCCGUGGCACCACCCCUUUAAAAUGACGUGUUACACGUCAUUGAUGUCGCUAAAACAUUUAAGGCCUAAUGUUAUCAGGCUUAACAGUUAAUUACAUUUAGGGCAAAAAGUUAUCACAUUUAGAACUUCAUUACAUUUAGGACUUUAUUACAUUUAGGGUCGUUUAUUACCCGGCCUUCCUUUCAGGAAGAGACGGGUAUAGUUCUUGGUCGAGUUGUUCAAAGCUGGAUUAAGAUAACCCACGGUUAGUGCGAGAUUUGAAUUCAGAUUUGAAAGCUUUAAAAAGCAUUUCAGUUUUAAUUCUUUUUGUCUACAAGUUGAUGAUUGAAAGCUCUAAAUAUAACAGAGAAAGUUAUCCGAGAAAAUGCUUUUGAACAUAAGAAAAAGAAACCCGGGUUAAAUUUAACCCCGGGUUAAGCGCUAAUCGGCCUUCGAAAAACUGAGCCCUGGCCGUCGUCUAAUCGCCCUCUGCUCUUUAAAGCGCAUGCCUGUGCUGGUGAAACAUCACGUGAUCGAUUUCCGGCAAUUUCAUUGGCUUAGAGGCAAAAUCUCUUUGAACAAAGUCGAGAACAACACGCGUGAACACGGGCAGGCUUUUGUCAGUCGGUAGCGUUAACGUUUUGGUUUUGUUGCCUCUAUGAGUGAUCGACAAUUAUGUUGGUCGAAAUGUUUAGUGAUAUAGGUGUUGUCUAGAGAAUAAUGUAUCCCGGAACUGUCAGACAAACACAGUUGCACGAUCCGUUUAAUCGAGAUCGGCGUUAAAAAGGUGGGUAAUUUUCACUUUUUAUGUUUAGUGCAAGUCACGAGAACUUAUAUAGCAGUUGAAGAAACACCAUUGAGCUUUGUUUUGGCGAGUAAGAGUGUACCGAGGUGCAAGGAAGAGGCAGUUUUGUAAAACGUCAGUGGCACCCAACGUCAAUUUUCGGAAAAUAUCUGUUCUGAAGACGCAGUUUGAGAUCUAGAAUUUUCGGAACAUUUGUUGUAAAAUUUCAUGCUUGCCUGCCUCUCCUAAGAUUUUCGAACAUCUAAGAAGUGGUGGAAUUGCCCAGUUUUAACGGAUUUUUACCCUAAAAAGGUCACCUAGAACUUUCGGGAGCCUUUUUUUCUGGCUGAAAUUUUCGAAAAGGUAAGUUCCGGGGCACCCAACGACAAUUUUCGGAAAAAUAUCUGUUCGGAAGACGAUUUGAGAUCUACAAUUUUCGGAACAUUGGUUGUAAAAUUUCUUGCUUGCCUGCCUCUCCUAGGAUUUUCGAACAUCUAAAAAGUGGUGAAAUUGCCCAUUUUUAACGGAUUUUUACCCUAAAAAGGUCACCUAGAACUUUCGGCAGCCUUUUCUCUAGCUGAAAUUUUCGAACAGGUAAGUUUUGAUCCCUAUAAUUUUCGGAUCACUAGACUUUCAGCUAGGAAAUCCGAACAGAUGAAAAAUCUAUAGGGGAUAAAAAUAUGCCCAUAUCCACUGUUUAAAAACUAAAACACGUUUAACAAUUCUAUGUUUAAGGGGCUUUGAACUAUAUUCUCGUUGGGUGUCCCUGUAAGUUUUGAUCCCUAUCAGGAGCCCAUAAUGGGCUCCUGUCUCUAUAAGUUUUGUCUCUAUAAGUUUUGGAUCACUGGACUUUGGAUUUUCAGCUAGGAAAUCCGAACGGAUGAAAAAUUUUUAGGGGAUAAAAAUAUGCCUAUAUCUACCGUUUAAAUACUAAAAUACGUUUAACAAUGCUAUGUUUAAGUGGUUUUGAAGUAUAUUCUCGUUGGGUGCCCCUGAAACGUAUGGACCGUUUUUGUGCUAAAUAGUACGUACGACUUGACUGUUCGAUCUGUACAAACACGUCCACGUCACUGUAAACACCUUAUAAAUGUUAUGCUUUAUAGCUUUUAUCUCAAAGCAGUAAGACACAUUAGAAAAUUUAAAAGUAGAGAAAUUGCUCUGAUUUGUAAUAUACCAUAGUUUGCACCUAGUUGCAGGAAAGUGGCAGUAAUUUUCAUUCAUCAAAACAAACAAACCUGACUGUUCAUCUCAGAAGUUUAUGCUUGGUCCAAGUCUUGUGCUUCCCGGCUGUGUCGUGUAAAAACGGAAACUUACUAUAUCGAGGGAAAGAAAUAUUCUUUGACUUUUUUUGGCAUAUAUGGAUUAACUUGUAUCGAGCUCGCAAGGAAGCGGCAGGUUUGUAAAGCACGUAGCGUUGUUUGAUGCUAAAAUUCGACAUGAUUUUGAUUGAUCAAACAACAUCUCAUUGUUAAAUUAAAUCAAAGGUAUUAAAGCUUAUCUGAGCUCUUUUAAAAGUGGGCGAUUGCUUACUAUCGAAUUUCGAUCUUGCAAAACUCCAUUUUGAUCGAUCCAACAUUAUUAGAAAUUUCAAAAUUAUCUAUGCUAGAAAUUUUUCUCUUUGCUGUGUUCAGCUACUGUACAUUCAAACUUGCAAUUAAAGAAUCGACAAAUCGAUUAUAAUAUUCUGUACUUAAAUUGGUUUCGGGAUUAUCCUCAACGAGGUACACAGUAUAGGUUUGGGUUUUCUGUGGUUACUUCUUUGCUUGUUGUUGAAUCUAUAACAAGGCAAUGAAAUAUUCACAUAUCCUUCAUUUAUUUACUUUUUUUUUUCAGAGAAGAUGAACUUGAUCCCAAAUCAAACAAUAAGUGCAGCAACACUUUUCGAAGUUUUCCAAUGAUGAAUUAACUAAAAGGAGAUGCCGGUAGUUUGUCUUUGAAGUACCUGUAUCAGAGUGACAACAAUAUGAAUAAAGAUCUUACUCCUUUGUAGUAAUUUAGCAUGUACAAUAAUCACUUCAGCAACCAAAACAAAUUUAAAAUCCUUACAUAAUUAUUCCAGCCAUUAUGUUCUCUUCCUCUUCAUACAGGGUGUUAUUUCAAAGUUUUUUCCCUCAAAAUAUUAGUUUACUACCUAACAUUGUGACUGUAGCUCAUGCUAAUUUAAAGAAAAAGAAAACUACUGCAACACUACAUUGAAGCAUUAUGCAGUCAUGGUCAAGUACACCCCUUUGGAACGUUCGAGUCUUUCCAGUCUGAUUUGCUAUCCGGUAGUAUGUUCCAUUUAUUCAUUAUCAAUUCUUCAUCAAAGUUCAUAUGGGUUGUGGUGCAUUACUGCAUAGCGCACAUUUUCCCCCGGCGCUCUACCAUUUUAUGAACUAAAAGAAGGCCGGGUUCACGCACUCGUGCGUCUUGUUACAUUUAAGUCUACACGAGUAACCUAAGAAAAAUAUGUACCAGUGAAUGUUUCGGAAUGAAUCUAGCAUUUUCAUAAGCUUUGCUGUCACCUGAAUUAAAAGUUUAAAGUAAAGCAGGGUUAAAUUUUUAGUCAUAUAACAUCUGCGCUCUUUCUUUUCUUAAGCCUAAUUUAGAUCCAAGACUCCCCAAAAUUUCUUGUUGUGUGAUUUAUUAGCCUGCGUAGCAGGUGAGGUUAGAGUCUCAAUGGGGUGGUAGUAUUUUCGCACAGGCAGGUACCUAUUUUUGCUCAGAAAGCGUCUAAGAUCUCGAUCUGUCAGGAAGUUUGUUUGGAAGUUUUCAGCAGUUCUCAGGCCCCGCCACAUAGCCCCCUAUGACUCGCGAAGUGAAAUGGCGGUCAAAAUGUUUUCAGAAUUUUUUGAGCCCUAAGAAAGUCUAUGAUUCUUUCUGAACGCGCUUUCAAAGGAAAUGGCGAUAAACUUGUCAUAGAGUUCCUUAGCACUCUUGAAUCUGCGACCUCUUGGUUUAAUAGACAUUCCUGAGGGUUAUAUACUAGGCUAGUGUGGUCGAAAGUGGGAUGCGAGUGCAAGGGACAUAUACCAAACAAGUUUUCCUAAGCAAUGUAGUUGGGCAUGAUAUAUAACUGUUUUUGUCAAUCCUACGACCGGUAAUGAAGCUAGCCGUAUCAACAGAACGAUGGAUAAUUACAGAAAUACGCCGAUAAUUUCGGUGCUCCUGGUGCUGACGUAUUCCCUGUUCACAGAUGUCUCUCUAUAAAGCUGUUUUUAAUGCAAAAGAUUGUCUUCAAUGCUGUUAAAAUAACAAAAAAAAUAACAAGAAAGAGAGUACGGGUUGAUCAAACCUUUUAAAAUUCCUAAUUUGUGAACGAUAUCUGCAAAAUCACGCGGUCAUGUGACAACCAAUCAGGGGUCGGUUGCUCGAAGCCUGGUUAGCGCUAACCGUUGGUUAAGAGGUGUGAAAAUGUAUAGGUUUCCAUGGUAUUUAAUGCUGGUUAGCACUAACCAUGCUUCGAGCAACCCGGGCCUGAUGAUUAAUUAACCCCCCCCUCCCGCCCCACCACACACCUUUUUUCCGGAAUCGUCUUUGUGAAAAGUCUGCUUUCAAUUUUUUUUUACUUGCAGGACAGGCAUGUAUGUAUACACAGAAUAGAGAGACGCUACUGAAAACCUCCCUGUUGAGUUGGGUUCCUCUCAUUAAUUAUUACAGUGUAUUAUCACUAUUAUUUUUAAACCGAAAAUAUUUUUUGAAGGCGUUAGUUUUGAAAUUGAAAUUUGGCGAGAUAACUGAGUAUUUAUUACUUCUACUUUCGAAAGCUGAAAAGAAAAGGGCAACCAAACUUUUGAUCAUAGUAGCACUUUAACUGGCGGAUGAAAAACUGACAAAAAAGUUAGAAGACUUAGUGCCUGAGGCUAGAAGACAUUUUUCAAGAAAAGUCUAGUCAAUGCAUUUCAAGACCCGACAUUUGAGUGUUUACGAAUAUCCCUUUGUUGAUAAACCAACUCUUAUCAAUUAUACUGUGACUCUUGCUCUGAUACAUACUCUUUUAAAACUACCGCCUCUGAAAUGGGGUUUGCUUAUAUAGAGCCGACGACGACCAUUUUCUUGAUUGGCUGUUAAAAAACCGGAUGCGAAUUCAGUAAACUGUAUCUUAUAUAAUGUUUCAUUAUUGUCAAUCAUGAAUUGAUACUUGGCAUGGCUGAAAGAGCAAGAAUGCUUUUCACUGAAUCGGAAAAGCUCAUUGUCUCGCGAUCGUUCAGUUUUGAUCAUUCAGACGCGAGCGAGAUUCUUUUUAAACUGCGUACAAGAAUCACCCGCAGGACAUACGUGUAAAAGAACAUGCAGAACUCGACCUGCUUUUACGCUGUUUUUCUGUUAUCAUUUCCAUUACUUUCUUGUUCUCAUUGGUGGUAAGUUUAAACGUCUUAAUGAUUAUUAGAAUUUAGCUCAUAAGUGAAACCGUUUGCGCAAUAGUUAAUUUGCACGUUUGUUUCAAUAGGUUUAUGUCUCAAGUGGGCGACUUUGAUGCCAAGGUAAUGUGUAGCGUGGCUGGCUUAAACAAGGAACAGAGACAAUUUUGUGAAGGAUAUCCUGAUAUUGCGAUCAGUGUUGGAAAGGGUGCAAAACUUAGUGUAGCCGAAUGCCAGAAACAGCUCAAGAUGGAAUUAUGGAAUUGUUCUACAAUUUCUCGUGAUGUCCGCCUUUUCGGUAAAGUUCUCCUAAAAGGUAAAAGAAUUUCUUAAUUGCCGUAGUUCAGCACGAAAAAAUUGUACGGAAUUUAAAGGAGAAUGUUAAAAGAAGAAUAUAUCUCGGGCUAAUAAUGGUUAAAAAUGUUUAAGUGCCCUGGGCCCAGUUGUUCGAAGGCCGAUUAGCGCUUAACCCGGGGUUAAAUUUAACCCAGGGUUCUUUUUCUUGUGUUCAAAAGCAUUUUCUCGGAUAAUUUUCUGUGCUAUUUUUAGAGCUUCCAAUCAUCAACUUGUAGACAAAAAGAAUUAAAACUGAAAUGCUUUCUAAGCUUUUAUAUCUGAAUUCAAAUAUCGCACUAACCCUAGGUUAUCUUAACCCAGCUUUGAACAACUCGGCCCUGUUCGACAAGGCAAUUUCUCCUGGGACUUGCAUUUGUGCGACAAGUUGCCAAGUCCCUGUCUAUUUGAAUAGCCCUUGAAAUUCUUGAUUUUGUCUUGCAGCAUUUUUUAUCUUGCUCCAUGCAAGGCUAUGUGUAGCGAAAACGUUGAGAAAUGCUUAUUUCAGUGGUUCUACACUAGUACACUACCCAGGGAAGGGCCCCCUUAUCUUAGGGUCUGGAUGACCGGGUACCUCCUUAUCUGAAAGCCUGGAUCCGCCGCCACUACGCCAUUAACUAGAGCCCAUAGGCUCCUGCUAUUAAUACAUUUUUCUUACCCUUGCGAGAAAACCGUGAAUCGUCUACGGCAACCUCUCUCCACAAAUCGUUGUUUUUUAUGUCCUCUAAGUGUUCACACAAAUUUCUCGUUUCAUUGUUUUCUUCCUGAUUCAGUUUUGACAUUGAAAUGUUGUGGCUUUUUUUAGCUUCCCGAGAGACCGCCUUUGUCUAUGCUAUAACUUCCUCUGGAGUUGUUCACGAAAUUACAAAAGCUUGUGCUCGUGGUUUACUGAGAGAAUGUGUUUGCAAUAAUACACAACAUCAAGGAAAAAAUGGUCGAGGCUUCCAUUGGGGUGGUUGCAAUGACAACAUUGAAUACGGUCUGAAAUACGCCAGUGAGUUUAUAGAUUCUCAAGAAAAGGAACAAGACGCCAGAGCAAAAAUUAACCUUCACAACAACUUUGUGGGGCGACAUGUGAGUAAAUCAUCUAAUACACCAUUCCACGAUUUUUUCAAUAUUUGACUGGGAGCAAGAGAGAUUGAGCUGGGACCAGUUAGCGAAAAUAUCAUCAACACGGCUGGAAAGAACGACUUAAAAUCAACAAAGUUGCCAAGUUUGAAAGUGAUUUAUUGAAAACUUACAAAGAUACAGCUCCGCAAAGGCGCGUUAUUUUACGAGACGUUUGUAUGGUGGGGGGCAAGUUCGUGCCCCCACCACAAACGUCUGUAAAAUUUCGCGACUUUGUGGACCAAUAUCUUCGCUCUCUUUGGUCUUAUCUCCUUUAAACUUGGUAAGUUACCUUUAUUUUAAGGUUCUCUUUCAGGCAGUGUCGAUGGUUAUUCGCUUACUGCUCUUUAUGAAAAGUUGCAGGGAAAAAACUGUGGAAGGGUCUCAGAUGCCUUUAGGCUCAGAAAGACGUGGUUUCUGAAGAAUGAAUCGGAUGAUCCGAUGCAUUCUUCGGAAACCACGUCUUUCUGAGACUAAAAUGUUUGAGGCUAUUUGUUUUUGCCCCUGAAUUGCCCGGCCUCACUAGCCUUUGCUAUGAAUACUUCUGAGGGUAAAUAAAGUUAUCAUUAUCAAGUUUUCAUCUUAUGUUUCUUUAAUUGUUUGUUUGCUUUUGUAUGAAAAAACACCUUGUCCCAAAAAAUUUCUGAUAGUUUGGUUCGAUUGUGGUCAGUAAGACAUAUUAGUAACACUGAGUACGUGGUAAACCAUUUUCAUGCAAUUUUCACCUUUUUACUCAAUCUUCUGUCUUUAGUUCUCUGCUCUUGAUCACACCCUCAGGCUAACGGCUAACUGCGAUAAAUUCAAAUUUUAAAGCUUUGUGCCCGAUUCUUCUAAACGAGUUUCCUUAACAUUUUAUUUUCCACCUAUUUUUGACUACUUUUUCGGUGUGAACGGGCCUCUCCGUCUAAAAACUGAAGAAAUCACAAUACGUUUGCCCAUAUUAAGUCCUGAAUAUUCUGUGGCGUAUUUUGUAUAUUGUGCAGAGAGGUUUGAAAUCUCAAUCAUAACGUCUUCGAAACAAACAUAAUAAAGGAAUCAUAUAAAAAUAGUUUAGUUCUUAUCUAUUUAAAUUAGAAUCGUUUAGUGGCGCUAUUAAUUCCCCUGCAUGUUUUCAAGCCCUCGCCAUGUUUCUUUUUUUCAGAUGUAUGCACGAGAAACUUCAAAACAAAAUCGCCAAUUCCCUUCACUGCAAUCAGUUCAAAAUGCCGGCCAGUUAUAACACUCAAUAAGACGUGAUCAUUUAUACGCACGGUCCCAAACCACUUUCAAUUAACUCAAGUGCUUUCCCAAGAAGCCUAUUUGCCUCGAGUACUCACUUGUUUACAAUCAUAGCUAUAGGUCGGAUACUUUCAUGUCUGUAUAUAAUACACUAUGUAUAUAAGUACUGUCGUCUUGACGCCUCCAUUGAAAAACCUUAAUCAAAUCACGGUCUAGUGAAGUCCCUUCAUUACAAAAUUACCUCUUAAUUAAAACAAACUUACUUUAUAUGAGAAUUAAACUCUCCGAGGAAAAGAUUUUCCCUAUUGGGAAUGCAUGAGGUCUUUUUUACUAAGCGUAAUCAAAGGAAGUACUUUGAAUAAACUGAGGCCUUAUUAGUUGGGCUACAUUAAAUCCCUUCAUUUCGUGGGAAAGCCGCUUUUUCCCAUUAUCGUGGCAUUUAUAUUCCAUUGUUUUCAUAACAGAUUUAACGAACUAUAAAAUCACCAUGAAAUCAGCGUUUUUAAUGCGUUUCAAAAUUCUUGUCGCUAAAAAUAGCCGUAUUGGAAUGUCGGAUAUUUGUGAUGGUACCAUGGGUCACUUCUCCUAUGUUACGUGCGAGCUUAGUUCUGCCCUGUAAAGUUCCUGCUAAAGUUAUUUUUAAAGCAAGAAAUUUCCUCCCUUUUGUCAACACCCUAGGAUUGUUUUAGAAUACGGAUGCGAGGGUCAUGGCCCAGGGUAGUGCGGUUUCUUGAAAGACAUCACAUACAGAUAAUGGUUGAAUGUUCGCAAAAAUAUGAACAUGUGUUUGAAUGACAGAAACGGACUUACACAAUCUUAGUUUAUUAGGAUCUGACAUCACAAUUUUAUUACCUUUUCUUCUUUCGCGGAACGGAAAAAAGGCAAAAUUCUACUCCUACUGAAUUUUUCUGCGUCCCGCCAUGAGCAUUUUAAGCGACAAAUUUCAUUGGUCAGAAAUAGCCACGUGACAGCUGUCCAACCUCACAGGGUUCUACUUGUCGUCUUUAACUUUCAGACACAAUUUUAGAAUAUUUCAUCCGUCUUUCAUCAUCUUUGGGUUUUUGGUUGGAUUUACGAUUCGUUUUUCCGUUUCGUGCGUGCCGAAAUGCAUCCAAAUGUUCAGUCCGGUUGUAUGGAAAUGACAGUUAACAGCACCAAACUUGUCAGUGAGUACUACGGAAACACGAACAUGACGAAAUAUAGCUAUAAAAAAUAUCUCGAAAGAAACAUUGUUUAGUCAGUAUCCUUUUGGCCGAGUUGUUUUCAUAAGAGAUACAGUCGAACCUCCAUGUACGAGCACCUCUCGGAUCGUAAGCGACGAUUUUCCAUAAGAGACCACUUAUCCAAAACACCAAAAAUUUUCCCAGUCAAAGCCUACAAUGGAAACCUGUCGUAAACGACCACCUUUCGUAAAGUGGCCCCGACUUGCCGCCACCACUUUUGGAGCAACUAUUUUUACAAUUUUCAUUCUUUUUAACCUCUUGUAUGUACUAUGUUCGCUGUAUGUACUAUCGCCUUCUCAGAUCAUACAAAGAACUUUUGGUGAUAUAAACAUGGAACUGAACACUGUAUCAUAACUUAGAAAUUGCUUACAAUGAAUUCUCUUCCAUAAGUAAGAUGUGUCGGGACCUAUUCUCGGAAGAGACCCCUUGUGGUUGGACUCCCGUACGCGACCACCUCCCGUAAGCCACCCCUAAAUCUUGGCAUUUUGGAUGGUCGCUCACAAGAGGGUUCGACUGUGUUUCUUUUUGCUUUAUGUAGGCUGUGAAGAUCCAUAUGAGACCGGUCUGCAAAUGCCACGGAAUUUCAGCUUCUUGCACGUAUAGGACGUGUUACAGAAUGGUAGGGCCGUUUGGUGUGGUAGGUGCGUAUCUUCGUGGAAAAUAUUACAACGCUGUCAGAGUAACAAUCCAUCAGAGCGAAAACCAGCUCGUUGCGGUCGAUGGGAAAAAUACAGAAGAGUUAUUAAAAGAUGAUCUUUGGUUCUUGGUAGAGUCACCGGACUAUUGCGUGCCCAACAGCAUCACGGGAUCGUUGGGUACCACGGGAAGACGCUGUUACAAGACCGCCCCAGGUCCCGGGAAUUGCAGGAUUUUGUGCUGUGGGCGCGGCUACAAUACCUUUCAAGUCCCUGAGAGCUACAAUUGUACGUGCACGUUUCAAUGGUGUUGCCGAGUAAACUGCAAGACUUGUGAGAGAGUAGUUAAUAAACACGUUUGCCGGUGA